AUGGCAAGCGUAAUUGAAAAGGGGCUUGCAUCGAUAUGUUGCGUUACCACUUCGUCAAAACCAUGGGCGGAGGGCGAGGCCGAUGGGGAUGUGAAGUAUGAGGAUUUGCGAGGUCCUGGUGGUCGUAACACUUCCGGAUCCGUAAGUGACAAAAGAAUAUGCGUUCCCCAGAAGAUCGAUCCGAAAACGUUUUUCGCCAAUGAAAGGACCUUUCUCAAGUGGAUGUCGAUAUCAGUGAUGAUAGGAAUGAUGUCGUUAACACUACUGAAUUUUGGCGACACAUCGAGCAACGCAUCGGAGCUUGCUGGUCUGGUUUUGUUGCCUGUUUCAAUAUUAUUUAUGAUUCAUUCGUUAUUUGUGUUCAAAGAUCGAGCCAACAAGAUCUAUAUGCGGGAGCCUAUGCGGUACGAUGACACGAAAGGCCCCACGAUCCUUGUUCUUGUACUUGGUGUCUCUCUUGGAAUUGCGGCUAUUUUUUCCGUUCAGAAGCAAUACUACAGGACGGCUUCUUCAUCCUUCAAUGAUGGACCACGAUUUUCUUGA
Trypanosoma brucei brucei TREU927 is the source of this 543-nucleotide messenger RNA. Its product is annotated as vacuolar transporter chaperone, putative. The coding region runs from base 1 to 543 and encodes 180 amino acids. The record is from RefSeq and is a predicted model, not a curated record. Lineage: Eukaryota; Euglenozoa; Kinetoplastea; Trypanosomatida; Trypanosomatidae. The transcript has a single exon.